ACGUUGGCUCACGUGAUGACGUCAUAUCUGCGCGCCAAUACUCAAGCGAUGCAUGCGCCUGCAUCAGCUAGAAGUUUUGUGUUGUUCCUGGAACUCCAGAGUCUGUUUUGGUGGCAUAUUGUUCACUUAUUUUCAUCUGCUAACAUCAGGAAACCUGUGACUCGCCGUUUUAUUAAUCCGCGGCCUAAACAGGGGAGUUUAACGAUGGAGGAGCAGGACACAAACACCGGGAAACGCAAACACGACGACGCGCCGGAGUCCCAGGAGACAGGCGGCCGGGAUAAGAAGCGAAGAGGAGCCGGAGGGAAGAAGCUCCGUCCCGGGGAGAGGUACGUCCCACCGCCCCAGAAACGGAAUCCGGAGGUCAGCUUCGGCCAGGAACACUUCGACGAGACGUCCUACUUCUUCGAAGGCGGCCUGCGCAAAGUUUCCCCUUAUUACUUUGACUUUAAAACCUACUGCAAAGGCCGGUGGGUCGGGAAAAGCCUGCUGGAGGUCUUCAAGAGCGAGUUCAGAGCGGAGUCCGUCGAGUACUAUGAGAAGGCUGCGAAAGAGGGCCGCAUCCGGCUCAACGAGAGUCCUGUGGAUGACCUGUCCGUGGUGCUCAGGAAUAACGACCACAUGAGGAACACCGUGCAUCGCCAUGAGCCUCCCGUAAUCGGCGCGCCGCUAAAGAUCCUGGUGGACGACGGGGAAGUCCUCGUGGUCGAUAAGCCGGCUUCCAUCCCCGUCCAUCCGUGCGGCCGUUUCCGCCACAACACGGUGAUCUUCAUCCUGGGGAAAGAGCACGGCGUGUCCAAGCUGCACACCGUCCACAGACUGGACAGACUCACCUCCGGGGUGUUACUGUUCGCCCGGACGCUGGAGACGUCCAAGAAGCUGGACCAGCUGGUGAGGGACAGACAGCUUGAGAAGGAGUAUGUGUGUCGAGUAGAGGGGGAAUUUCCCGAGGGCGAGCUGAUCUGUGAGGAGCCCAUCCUGGUGGUCUCCUUUAAAAUCGGGCUCUGCCGGGUCGACCCGAAAGGGAAAGAGAGCAGAACCGUCUUCCAGAGACUCAGCUUCAACGGCAAAACCAGCGUAGUCCGCUGUUUACCGCUCACCGGCCGCACACACCAGAUCCGAGUCCACCUGCAGUACCUGGGCUUUCCCAUCCUCAACGACCCCAUAUAUGGGUCCCUCGCCUGGGGCCCCCACAGGGCCAAAGGGGGCCUGGUGGGGAAGAGCGACGAAGAGCUGCUGCAGGCUUUAGUGGAAGAACAUCGCUCUCAGGAAAGUUUACACCUGCUGGACUUCGUGGAUGACUGCGGCGCUGCGAAGGAAGCAGAGAAAACAAAGGCUUUUCCGACACAAACGGAGGAAGAAAACUCCAGCCAGGUUCCACCAGAGGAGCAUCAGAGUUUUGGAUCAACUGGAGCUGAAUCGGGUCAGAAAAGUCCCCCAGGAAGCCGGGACCACCUGUGCAGCGAAUGCAAGCUGGUGCGACCGGACCCCACGGAGAAGGAGCUCGUCAUGUAUCUCCACGCUUUACGCUACAAAGGACCGGACUUUGAAUAUUCCACACAGUUACCCGUCUGGGCCGAAGCGGACUGGGAGGAGACCGAUCUCAGCUGACCUCGUUUAUUUAUUUUGUCUCUAAUUUCUGGGGUUUUAUUUUGAUUCUUCUCAGGAGAUUAUCUGAAGACGUUGCUGUAAAACGCCUCAGUGGGAGUUUUGUUUGUAUUUAAUUUCAAACAUGUGAAAUAAACCAA
Molecule: messenger RNA, 1748 nt
Organism: Poeciliopsis prolifica (blackstripe livebearer)
Lineage: Eukaryota; Metazoa; Chordata; Actinopteri; Cyprinodontiformes; Poeciliidae
Gene: rpusd2
Product: RNA pseudouridine synthase domain containing 2
Exons: 3
Coding region: 16-1611 (531 amino acids)
Biological process (GO): pseudouridine synthesis
Molecular function (GO): RNA binding; pseudouridine synthase activity
Source: RefSeq, a predicted model, not a curated record